Messenger RNA from Monopterus albus (swamp eel), 3332 nucleotides. RefSeq names its product FERRY endosomal RAB5 effector complex subunit 3 (gene ferry3). Gene Ontology annotation, cellular component: cytoplasm. The record is from RefSeq and is a predicted model, not a curated record. The coding region runs from base 559 to 2217 and encodes 552 amino acids. NCBI's taxonomy places the organism in Eukaryota, Metazoa, Chordata, Actinopteri, Synbranchiformes, Synbranchidae. Gene Ontology annotation, biological process: regulation of mast cell degranulation. The transcript is spliced from 14 exons.
UCAGCAAGCCGGACCGUAGUUUUGUGGGAAUGUUAACGUAUUGUAAUAGGGUCAAGGUAGAGAAGAGGGCUUGAUUUUGAGAGAAUGUUUUCCCUUUGAAGUGUCUUUAACUCUUGAGGAAAGGCUUCCCGCUGAACGAGCUUAAUGACAGACUCAGAAGUUCUCCUACGUUCCUCAACUGUCACAAAUUCACUGUCGUGCUUUAGCUUAGACCCUAGUCUCUUGAUUCUGGCGACCAUCUUAAUGAGCGUUUAUCUGUCAGGUCACUAAGAACAUUAUGGUCUACAUACUGUGAUGAAGACCACAGAAUACGUUAUUUUACGUACUCCUGACUGAAAGGCUAAUGCACUGUUAAUAAAAGCUUUUUGAGUAAUUACUGGAAACUGAGUGAAUACGUGGCGUUAACUGACAACAGUGUCAUCAAUCAGAAAAUAACCGUUUUUAUGUGAAGACGUUGAGUCCAUGAAGUGGACGAGAAAAACGGACCCACUUUUAAAACCCUGAACCUGCAGGGGGGCAUAGUCUGAAGAGUUGGCGAGUCUUCUCAGAGCUGUGACCAUGAAGAAGAACAAAGGAAAAGCAGGCAGCACUGCUGAGAAGGAGUUUGUAUUUGAGUUCAGGGCGGGAAAACACAACUGUGUCCUCAAAGUGCCUCUUCAGUUCCCCGUUCAAGAGAAUAUUAGUGACCUUCAUGGACGCCUUAUGCUGCUACAUAAAAUACCCUGCUACGUAGAAAAUGAGCUUAAAGCCUUGCUUUCCAACUUCAUUGAGAAUGAGACCAUCCAGGAUUAUGACAGAGAGGCUGAGCUGGCCCUACAGAGACUCACAACAGGAGAUGUAGAUGUAAACCAGCUCACCAACAUGUGGACCAGGUCUUAUGUAGAGACGACACUGGAGCACGCUCGUCCCGAAGAGCCCAGCUGGGAUGAGGACUUUGCCAGUGUUUACCAUGAGUUGAUCCACUCCCCUGCCUCAGACACUCUUCUCAACCUGGAGCACAACUACUUUGUUAGCAUCUCCGAGCUUAUCAGUGAGAGAGACAUGGAGAUCAAAAAGCUUCACGAAAGACAAGCAACUGAAAUGGACAAAGUGAUGAAUGAGCUGGGAAAUACUCUGAGUGACCAGGAUGUAAAUGCAGUGGCAUCUCAGCACUUCGAUGCACAGCAGGUGCUGGAGAACAGGUGGGCCAGUGAGUUGAAGCAAGUUACUGGCAUUCAGAAGCAAGAGUACCAGGAAUGGGUUGUCAAACUGCACCAGGACCUGCAGAAAUCCAACAACAGCAGCAAAAUUAAUGAGGAGAUCAAGGUGCAGCCCAGCCAGUUGUCAGAGCUGGCACAUUCUGGGGCCAGGAUGUUUGAGGAGCAGCCUCAGCUGGAAGAGAGCUUCACAAUACACCUAGGAGCACAACUGAAGACGAUGCACAACCUGCGACUGGUUCGUGCAGACGUGCUGGAUUUCUGUAAACACCGACGACACGGCAGCAGUGGAGCAAAGCUGCAGCGGAUCCAGGCGGCCCUUUCACUCUAUUCUUCCUCACUCUGUGGUCUGGUGCUGUUGGUUGACAAUAGAGUCAACUCCUACAGCGGCAUCAAGAGAGACUUUGCGACUGUGGCAAAGGAGUGCACAGACUUCCACUUUCCCUGUCUGGAGGAGCAGCUGGAGGAGGUACAGCAGGUUGUGCUCUAUGCCAGAGCCCAGCGGAGCAGCAAGCAGAAAGAACAACCUGAGAUUCCUAAGAAUGGAGGUGAUGACAAGAGCAAAAAUGUUGAACGAAAUACUUCUAACAUCUUACCAGGUGAGUUCUAUAUCUCACGGCACUCCAACCUGUCAGAGGUUCAUAUUGUCUUCCACCUUUGUGUCGAUGACAAUGUCCGUUCAGGGAACAUCACGGCACGGGAUCCAGCCAUCAUGGGCUUGAGAAACAUCCUGAAAGUCUGCUGCACACAUGACAUCACCACUGUCACAGUUCCUCUGCUGCUGGUCCAUGACAUGUCAGAGGAAAUGACCAUACCCUGGUGUCUUAAGAGAGCCGAGCUGGUAUUCAAAUGUGUCAAAGGCUUCAUGAUGGAGAUGGCCUCAUGGGAUGGAGGUAUAUCACGCACGGUCCAGUUUCUAGUGCCAAAGAGUAUCUCAGAAGAGAUGUUCUACCAGUUGAGCAACAUGUUGCCUCAGAUCUUCCGUGUCUCCUCCACCCUAACGCUCACCUCAAAGCACUGAUGGAUGGAGAUGCAGCACAUUACAUCCACAUGGCAUUCAGACUAACAGAGACACUUUAUUUUAGCAGCAUUGAUGAGUUACAGUAUAGCUCUCUCUUGUUUUUUGGGAUCUGAAGAUGAACUGAGGUGGAUAUUUUUAACAUUAUGUUGUGAUGUUAUAAUGGCAUUAUAGCACUUAACAAUAGAGGUGCAAAAGGAAUAACUAGGGACAUUUUUACACAGUUAAUGAGCCUUAUUUUUUUCUAAAGCUUUAUGUGCUGUAAAUUCUUCUCACUGAAAGAGCACUGGAGUCAGGGUUUGGUGGUGACAGUUUUAUAGCAUCAUAACACCAGUGCUCCAAGUAUUUGCAUUUUUCUUUAAAGGUGCAAUUUGUAACUUUCCACAUGUUCAAUUUAUCACAUAACAGCAGCUGGUAAAGCAUUGGUGAGGUUGUUUCCAUUAGCUUGUAUGCAGUGAAAAUGUCAUCAACCAGGCAGAUGACAUGAAUAUGAAGACAGAACUGUUUGACCUGUAUAUGAUGUAAUAUGUUAUUCCCUCACAGUAUCAUACAGGUUGAUAUAAUCGUGACUAUAAUGUUGGCUAUGAAAAAAAACAAUAUCAUAGAUCUAAUCUUUAGUAUUUAUGUGCGAGGGACAUCACACUUCAUCUGUCAGUGUUCAUGAAUUAGUUGUGAUGGAGGACCACAUAGAGAUUUAACAGUUUAAUUCUAUGAGCAGUUAGCUUCAUAUUUGAGGUUUGGAUCUUCCAGAGAGAAUUGACAUGUACUUGGCUCUUCUAGGCCUAAAGAGGAAUGGCAUUGCUGCUGAAAUGAACUUUGUGCAGGUGUUUUAGUACAGAUAAAGUAGAGCAGUGGCUCCAUGCCAUGAUAAUUAGUAGACUAUGAUAUGCAAUGAAACGAGAAUGAUGCUAAAGUAUUUUUAAAAAUGCAAAAAGGACACCAGCACCUGGACACAAAACAAAGAUCUACUCACGCACUGAAGUCAUGUUUCUUAAUAAAUCCUCAAGUAAUGUGCAUGUACUACAUUUAUGCUUUAUGGGUUCAGCUUGAAUAGAAAUUAAAGAUCAAAAAUCAUAGGUAUAACAAAGGUGGCAUACUUAAUUUCUCGCUGUUGUGAA